AUGGGUAUUACUGUGCAUACAGACAAGAUCGCCCUGGCAAGUUAUCAGCUAGAAGGAGAAGCGGAUCAUUGGUGGUCCUUGAUGAAAAAUUCUCGAGACACGACAAGCAUGACUUGGGCUCAGUUCAAAGAAUUGUUUCUAAGAAAAUAUUUCCCAAACACAGUUAGACAAGAGCGGAUUUGGCAAUUUCAAACUUUGAAACAGGGUGAGAUGUCAGUGACUCAGUAUGUAGCCAAGUUUGAAGAGCUAGCGCGAUACGCAGCCCAAUACAUUGCAGAUGAGGGAGAGAAAGCACGAAAAUUCGAGUGGGGUUUAGACCCUAUUAUUAGAGGCAAAGUGUUACCCUUGCGCCUCCCUACUUUUGCUGAUGUGGUGGAUACGGCAUUGGAUGCAGAAAGAGAGUGGGCAGACUCAAAAAGGAUUUGGAUGAUGAAAACGAAGAAAGGGGGUCAGUCCUAUGUAGGGCCAAGAAGAAAUGACCGAAGGAAUGUGGUACGGACACCAUACAUCAGACCGUCGCAACAGCUGCAACAGAAAGGGAGUUUACAAACCAAGCCUAUUACACAAAUCCAAUGUUUUCACUGUCACCAGAUAGGGCACAAAAAGUCGGAAUGUCCCCAACUUUCUGGGAUGGGAAAUCAAGCAGGGGGUUCAAGCGCGAAUGCUCAAGUUAUUGGCGGGCAAAGGCCAUGGAUGAACAAGUCAGGAGGAAACCGAAAUGUUGGACCAACCGGUAAUCAAAAAGGCACAGGCAGAGUUUUUGCCCUCCAAGAGGAAGGUAAUGAAGAUCCAUCAGUAAUUAGAGGUAACCUUGUACUCUAUAAUUCCUGGGUUCAUGUUCUAUUCGAUUCUGGCGCAACACAUUCUUUUAUAUCAACCUCAUGUGUUAAAUCAUUAGGUCUUAGAUGUGAACCUUUAGAAACUACUUUACGUGUUGCAUCACCCUUGGGAGGAAGUAUUAGGGUAGGAUUAAUUUGUCGAGGGUGUAAAUUAGAAGUGUCAGGGUUACACUUGAGUUGUGACCUUCGGGUCAUGAACAUGUCCGAUUUUGACAUAAUCUUGGGAAUGGAUUGGUUAUCCGCCCACCAAGCAGUGAUUGAUUGCUACCGCAAGAGAGUGACGGUUUGCACACCUAGUGGAACGUGUUUCCAAUUUAAGGGGGAUAGAGAGGAUUCCCUGAGCACAACAAAUCGUAAAAUGCAGUGGCAUCGACAAUUUGCUGGAUGGUUAGCAAGUUUGAUCAUUAAUGAAGAAGCUCAAUCAGAAUUAAAUCUUCCGCGUGUAGUUUGUGAAUACGCUGAUGUUUUUCCUGAGGAGUUGCCAGGAUUACCGCCACAUCGUGAAGUAGAUUUUAGUAUCGAGUUACAAGCGGGUACUGCACCAAUAUCCCUGACACCCCACCGUAUGGCCUGA
Molecule: messenger RNA, 1413 nt
Organism: Camellia sinensis
Lineage: Eukaryota; Viridiplantae; Streptophyta; Magnoliopsida; Ericales; Theaceae
Source: RefSeq, a predicted model, not a curated record